AUUUACUCAAACUAAGCAUGGAGAAGUUGAGCUAUCAAAUUCAUCCAAAAAUCCAUUGUAAAGAAUAUGAAAACAACUUUGAAUUUCUUUCUCCAGAGAAAAGGACUAGAUUGGGAGUAAUUCAGGUGAUUCUGAAGUUAAUAGGAUUCGAAAUAGAAGAAGAAUGAUACCUAAUCGGCCGUCUAGAGAUUGUAAAAUCCCAGACUUACUUGAAUAAACUUGUCUCCCAGAUCCCUUGGAUUACUUACAGGAAAGGCAUGAAGUCAAUUAAUGGCUACAAGUCUGAUGAAGGAUGGGGAUGCAUGAUCCGUGUUGCUCAAAUGAUGUGUGCUCACGCCUUUGUGAAGCAUAAUCAGUACCGAUUUAACGAAUUUACGAUCCAGCAGCAUUUUGAGACUAUCCUCCCUCUAUUCUUAGAUAACGGUGAAGAUUUUGAAGCUCCUAUGAGCAUCCGGAACAUUUUGAAAGUGGGCAAGGAAAUUAUUGACAAAGGACCAGGCCAGUGGUACGGAGCUCACUCUAUAUCUCAGGUCAUGAAAGAAGUGCAUUUAAUGUAUAACACUCAUAUUGAGAAAACCUUGGGUUUUGUAACUUUUAACGAAGGAGUUGUGUAUAAAUCUGAUCUUAUAAACGAAGAUCCUGAGAAUGAUAGGUCAUUUUUGAUCUCUAUACCCCUAAGAGUAGGGCUAGAGAAGGUAGAUAAAGCAUAUAUCCCUCAAUUGAAAGAAGUCCUUCUCUAUCCUGACUGAAUAGGCAUUCUUGGAGGGAAAAGACAUGCAGCAAUGUACUAUAUCGGUUUCAAUAGGUCUGGUGUCCUAACUCUUGAUCCCCACACGACUCAAAAGUGAGUAAAUGAGAUAACUGAGGAGACGUUAAAGACAUAUCGCACUAUAAAACAUAAGCAUCUUAAAUGGCAUCAACUUGAUACCACAAUGGCCUUCUGCUUCUACCUGAAUAAUGAAGAAAGUGUGGAAAAGUUUAUUCAAACAAUUAGCUUAUGGAAAGAGCUAUUCCCUGAUGAUUAUCUCAUCGGGCUCAGAGAUUCUAAAGCACCUAUGCCGAUCGAUAUAGAAGGUGAAAUCGAAGAUGACUUUGAAAUACUAUAA
Molecule: messenger RNA, 1106 nt
Organism: Moneuplotes crassus
Lineage: Eukaryota; Ciliophora; Spirotrichea; Euplotida; Euplotidae
Source: the annotation of a GenBank genome assembly